This is a messenger RNA of Ornithorhynchus anatinus (platypus), 2909 nucleotides long. RefSeq names its product dimethylaniline monooxygenase [N-oxide-forming] 4. Gene Ontology annotation, molecular function: flavin adenine dinucleotide binding; N,N-dimethylaniline monooxygenase activity; NADP binding. The record is from RefSeq and is a predicted model, not a curated record. The coding region runs from base 213 to 1946 and encodes 577 amino acids. The transcript has 8 exons. NCBI's taxonomy places the organism in Eukaryota, Metazoa, Chordata, Mammalia, Monotremata, Ornithorhynchidae.
UGCUGACGGAAGGCCGGAUGUUCCCGACAUGACUGAAGUUACUGGAUAGAAUGACUUGAACUCUUAAAGUUUAAACCUAGUGCAGAGAGACGGCAAAACUGAGAGGAGCCAAGCUUGUCAGAGGAGCUGUCUCGAGAUCGGGGGACUGGGAGGGGGUUGAGGAAGCCUUUGCUUUGAAAGGGUUAGUUGCAGCCCAAGGAAAGGGCCUUCUCAUGGUUCUGUGCAGGUUAGGAGAUCUGCUUGACUGUCCCCCACCUCAGGUGACCAUGGUGAAGAGAGUGGCGAUCAUCGGAGCCGGAGUGAGCGGCCUGACCUCGAUCAAGAGCUGCCUGGAUGAGGGUCUGGAGCCCACCUGCUUCGAGAGGAGCGAUGACAUAGGGGGGCUGUGGAAGUUCAAAGAAACCGCCGGAGAUGGGAAGACCAGGGCCUAUAGGUCUGUGAUGACCAACACUUCAAAGGAGAUGUCCUGUUACAGUGACUUCCCCUUUCAGGAAGAUUACUCCAACUACAUGAAUCAAGCCAAAUUUUGGGAAUAUCUGCACGCAUACACCGAGCACUUUGACCUGUUGAAAUACGUACGCUUCAGGACCACGGUCUGCAGCAUAAUCAAACACCCCGACUUCUUUGCCACCGGGCAGUGGGUGGUGGUCACUGAGUCUGAGGGGAACCGGGAAACAACCGUCUUUGAUGCGGUCAUGAUUUGCACUGGCCUUUUUCUGAAUGCUCUUUUGCCUUUGGAGUCUUUUCCUGGCAUCAAGAAGUUUCAAGGCCAGGUCCUGCACAGCCAGGAAUACAGGAUCCCGGAAGACUUCCAUGGGAAACGAAUCCUGGUGAUAGGCACCGGGAACACCGGUGGGGACGUUGCAGUGGAGCUCGGCCGAGUGGCAGCUCGGGUAUUUCUCAGUACCCGACAUGGCACCUGGAUCAUCAGCCGGCUUUCUCACGAUGGCUAUCCUCUUGACAUGAUGCUCACGACUAGAUUUCGUCACCUAAUUAGAUGGCUCCUGCCUUCGGCCAUUUGGAAUAGGAUGAUGGAGAAGCAGUUGAAUAGAUGGUUUAACCACGAGAACUACGGAUUGCGCCGUUGCAAAGGGCAGAAACUAAAGUUAAUGGUAAACGAUGAGCUGCCAAGCAGCAUCCUCUGUGGGACUGUCACUGUGAAAGUCAAAGUGCAGGAAUUCACAGAAACCUCCGCUGUCUUCGAAGAUGGGACGGUUGAAGACGUCAACGUUGUCAUCUUCGCUACAGGAUACACUUCCUCUUUUCCGUACCUUGAAGAACCAACUCAGAGUCUCUGCAGGCAGAAAAUCUUCCUGCACAAAUAUGUCUUCCCCUCAAAUCUGGAGAAGUCAACAUUGGCCCUCAUUGGCCACGUUCAUCUUUCGGGAUCCAUCUUAACAGCGACGGAACUCCAGGCUCGCUGGGUGACCAGAGUUUUCAAAGGUCUGUGUGAAAUACCACCUCCAAGCACACUGAUGGCCAGUGCCGCCAAGAAGGAGCAGCUAAUCCAGCGGGGUGUUCUUCAGGAUCCUAACACCGAGAGACUGGACUACAUCACCUACAUGGACGAGCUCGCCAGAAGCCUAGGAGCGAAGCCCAAUAUCCUGCUCUUGUUCUUGAAGGAUCCCAAGCUGGGGCUAAAAGUUUUCUUUGGGCCUUGUAGCCCAUACCAGUACCGCCUGACCGGGCCAGGGAAGUGGGACGGAGCCAGAAAGGCCAUCCUGACCCAAUGGGACCGUGUACUCAAACCCUUGAGAACUCGACUGGCGCCGGAGCCCCCAAGCCCUCCUUCAACCUCAAAGUGUCUCAAGGUCUGGGGUCCGCCCAUUUUGCUUGCUGCUGCCGCCGGGGUGCUUAUUUGUAAAUUUUCAUUUCUCCUGGGGAUCUCCAGGAUCGGGCUGAAGGAAAAGUCAUCUGCUUUCUUGGUCAGUGUGAUGAGAUGGUGAAUUCGAAUGGAAAAUGGAGUUUCCACCCAAGAUCCGUUUACGGUACGGAGGGCUUUGACUGGAUUUCCCUCGGUUCCCAAAGCUAAAUUAAUUUCGGCCUGUCCCAUUUCAGUCACUUUAGUAGAAGAACCUGGGACUGAAAGAUCCGCUGGGGGCAAAAAAGAGAAGAAGUCCAAGGACGCUUCCUCAACUUCGAAGUACUGGAUUUGAAAGAUUAUCUUCCUCUCUGGUCGGCCCGAGGAGAAUUGCCUGUGUUUGACUCUGUGGAUUCAUUGUCAUCCGGGCCUGAACUCCAGCAAAACUCAAUCCCAGAAUCUCUCUGUCAGCCCAGCCCAGCACAGCAUGCAGUUCUCUCUUCUGAGACUACCGUGAGGAACCUAGAGUAUUUCGUCUUCAUUCCCUAACUUUUAGAGAGGUACCAUUGAUCGUGCCGAGUUGGCCAGACCUGACAGUUGUGGAUGACUUCCCUCAGUUUCAGACUUUGGUCUCUGAGUCCCACUUGCGAUGGAUUUUUCAUCUGCUUCUUACUGGUUUGGGCCCUAAGAAAUCCCUUCAAUCUCUACUGGCUUCUAGGUUGUCCUUAGACUCUGUUCUCUUUGUAUCGAUGAUCCUUAGGCUUUAUCGGCGACCUCAAGUCGUGACGGCCUCCAUCUCUUAUCUUGUAGGUCAAUCGGUCAGUAAAUCGUAUUCGUUGAGCGCUUACUGUGUGCAGAGCACUGUACUGUGCACUGGGGAGGAUAUGAUAUAAUAACAUGAUGCAUUCUCUGCCCACAACAAGCUUCCAGGCUAGAUGUCUCUUCCCCUAGCUGUCUCUUGGCCCUCCUCGGCUCAGAGCUGCUUCACUCUCUCCAGUAGCCUGCAUUCAUCCCAAGCAAGGGCAUUUGGUGAUAGCUCGCUGUGGGCGGGGAAUGUGUCUGUUUAUUGUUAUAUUGUUAAUAAUAAUAAUAAUGUUGGUAUUUGUUA